GUACAUAAUAAUGAUUUUUCUCAGCCUCAAAUAGCAACAAAAAAGUCCUCAACAUCCCAAAUAAACAGGGAUAAUCUAUUUUCUUCCCCAUAAUAAAAAAAGGAGAUAAAGGAUCUAUAAUUUAAAAUUAUUUGAAAAGUACAUUUUUGUUUCAAAUAAUUAAGUCAGGGAUGAAAGCUGAAAGUUUGGAAAGGGGCACAAACCCCACACAGGAUGAGGAGGAAUCCAGAGGUGUCUCCAGAACUCCAAAAUUAUUGAAGUCUUUGCUGUGCUUAAAAAAAUACAUCUGGAAGAAAAAUACAUUUGGAGGAGCCCAAAAUCCCUAACACAUGAUUAUAGCCUCAACACGUGAUUAAAUUCCCCUUCCUAAAGAAUCCUGGGAGAGCUCAGAGAGAUUGCAUGAGUGGAAAGCUGGCAAAUUCCUUGUUUCCAUGGUUUUUGUUUUGAUAAUGAAAGCAGCAGGACAAGGCAAAAGCCAGCAUUUGAGGAUGUUUGAGCUCAUUUUCAGGCUGCAGUUCUUCACGACAUUGAAUUCCAGUUAUUUUAGGGUCAAGGAUGUCACCCUCUGGUGUUUUCUUCCUCCUAAUAUUAGUUUCCAUGGUGGACAUCAAAACCUCACCUGAAAAAGGAUGCCUGCUCUAUUCCUAUGGGACACACCAGGAGGAUGAAAGCAACCCCAAACACGAUGAUGGGACAUCCGAGAUCACCCCCUCCGUUCCCUUCACCUUCUAUGGGAAAACAUACCAAACUGUGUUUGUGAAUAACAAUGGGGUGAUCUCCUUCGAUGAGCCCAUCAAACAAUACACCCCUGACCCCUUCCCUCUGGUGGAUGGGCACCCUUUCAUGGCUCCAUACUGGGCAGAUGUGGAAAAUGUGUGGACACGUGGGGACAUCUUCUACCACCAGACCACCGACGCGGUGCUGUUGGAGGACAUCAGCCAAGACAUCAGCCAGUACUUCCCCAAAAGCCCCUUCACCACCACCUGGGCCUUGGUGGCCACUUGGGACCCCAUGGCCUACUAUGGCUCCACCUCUGAAAAGGGCAACACCUUCCAGGCUGUGCUGACCACUGACUCCAAGAUGUUUUAUACCACCCUCAACUACUGGGACAUCCAGUGGACCACAUGGGCAGCAAGUAAUGGGGAUGCUGAAACAGGACUUGGUGGGACCCCAGCACAUGUUGGUGGGGAGGGUGAAGGAGGAGGGGGAGGUUGUCCCACUCCAUGUUCUGAGGAUGAUGGUGAUGAAGGUCAGGGAUUGGCCCACCCAUUUCCUGGGGAUGAUAAUGAUCAUGGUCAUGAUGAAGGUCCAGGAUUGGCCCACAACAUUUUUGGGGAGGUCAAGUUUUCCAGUCCCAUCUUCUGGAGAUGAUGAUGAUGAAGUUUAGAGGGUGGCCCAUCCCAGCUAUUGGAUAUGGAUGCUAAAUCUGAACCAGAGUGCCUGUAGUUAUUACAGGCCACAUAGCUCUCAGUCGUGCCUGAGAGCUAACCUGAGAAAUUCAUGGGAGGAUUUAAAAA
This is a messenger RNA of Parus major (Great Tit), 1517 nucleotides long. Its product is annotated as alpha-tectorin-like. Gene Ontology annotation, biological process: cell-matrix adhesion. Lineage: Eukaryota; Metazoa; Chordata; Aves; Passeriformes; Paridae. The record is from RefSeq and is a predicted model, not a curated record.